AUGGUGAACGUGGGUGCAGAUGUUACAUUAACGGAGGACGCAUGUUUGCAGAAUUUAACAUCCCGUACUAACUACUAUGAUAAAUUCGAUGGUGGCAGUGGUUCAUGUACUUGUACUGAGGGCUCCAAGGGACAGGUGAGGAGCGUGUUGAAGGGGAUUUCGGAAGUUAAUAAGUGUGCUGAUGAAAUUGUGAAUGGAGCAUGUUGUUUAUCGAAGCAAAACAGUUAUCCGUGGCCCGGAAGUAAGGAGUGUGAUUUUCUCUACUUUUGGGUAGGGGACAUACUAUUGAGUAAAUGUAGCGUUAAAUCAUUAGAAACUUUUCUUGGGAAGGUAUUCGAUGAAUUAAAAAAUUGGACAGAACUGCGGUGUUACGAUUAUAAUUACAAUAGGAAUAUUAGCGAAGAUCUCUUCAGAAAAAGGAAAAAAAUAUUUGACUACUCCUUAGACUAUGGUGACAUACAAUUGUGUUCACUGAAAACUGGGUCCCCAUGUGCAGGGGAAUGUUGCCAAUAUUUGGAGCAAAUUAGUUCAAUAUAUGAAGAUAUAAAGGGUGAUUGUGGUGGGAAUUAUAGGACGGAACCAUACUGUACCCACUUUACAACAGUGUUCAGCAAUGAUAGUAAUAGUCCAGGGACGUUAAAAUUGAAGUGUCCUGGAGGGUUGAGAGCGGAGAGUGAUUCAUCACGGAUGGUAGUAGGAACCAGAUAUAGUCCUGAAGGUCAUGAAGAUAGUGCAGUAUCUUCCCAUACUAGUGACACCACUUCCAAUGGAGGUGGUACGGGUGUCCCUGCUGCUGUGUCUGCUGCUGGUGGACUUGCCGCAAUAGCUUUACCAACGCUUACCUACCUUCUUUACAAAGUAAGUAAAGUAACAAACAUAAUAGAGUUAUAUAUAUAUUACACUUCAUUAUUUUCUGGGAUAAAAAACACCUUCUUUGGAGGCAGCAGCAACCUUUCUGGGAACAGAAGAAAGAGAUCCACCAAACAUGAUUUCGACACACUCACAGAAGACGACACCUUAACGGAAUAUGGAACAGCACCUUCAACAGUAGAUUCAACAGCAGAUUCGACAGAUGGAUCUACCGUAUAUGGUGGGCGACCAGCCACAGGAAGGGCAAAUAAUAAUAGAAGGGGAAAGCAUCGGAAUAUUAGUUAUCAACACAUGUAG
This is a messenger RNA of Plasmodium coatneyi, 1167 nucleotides long. RefSeq lists its product as uncharacterized. The coding region runs from base 1 to 1167 and encodes 388 amino acids. NCBI's taxonomy places the organism in Eukaryota, Apicomplexa, Aconoidasida, Haemosporida, Plasmodiidae. The transcript is spliced from 3 exons. The record is from RefSeq and is a predicted model, not a curated record.